Messenger RNA from Cydia pomonella (codling moth), 3302 nucleotides. Its product is annotated as carbonic anhydrase-related protein 10-like. The record is from RefSeq and is a predicted model, not a curated record. Gene Ontology annotation, molecular function: carbonate dehydratase activity; zinc ion binding. NCBI's taxonomy places the organism in Eukaryota, Metazoa, Arthropoda, Insecta, Lepidoptera, Tortricidae. The transcript has 11 exons. The coding region runs from base 1112 to 2077 and encodes 321 amino acids.
AGUAAAGGUAACACCAGCUCGUAAAGACUCUCUUUAUACUUCAAAGUGGUAAAGUAAUCUCAUGCAACGUUCAAGAUUCCACUUUUCGAACCACUCGCUUUGAUCGGGGUUCAAUUUUAGUUUUUUUUUGCUUGCUCGGGUAUCAAUAUUAGCACGAAGGCUUAAAAAACAACUUUGACCCCUUGUAAAACAAAUAACUCAUUGUUUCUACAUGACAUUUUCACACUGCACGCACUGUCAAAAUGCCUGAUCAGACACUAAGUGAACUAUUUUUUAAUCCGACAGUCUCAGAUUUUUUAAAGAUUAUCCCCACCAUCCGUAGUAGCGUAGGCCGAUCCCUUCGUCACGCGGAAAACUGUAUCUAUCUCUAUCUCGCACGGAAAAAAAUCAAGUGUUUUCGAACCCGCCGCAUCGUUUUGCUUGCAUUCUGCUAUUUGAAAAUUCAACCUUUUGGCGAUUAACACAUUGUACAGUUUCCUUUCUCGAAUUUGCUGAACAUUGAUCACUUUGAAGCCGAGCCCGCAUACAUUGUUAUACUUGUAUGAAGCAAGUGUCUUAAGAUAUAGCGAAGGCAUUCGAAUUUAGACUUUACUGAAUUGUUAUACAGAUUCUUAUCCAAAGGCGACGGGUAAAAUGAUUGGUCGUUUAGUAUCCAGAGGUUGAGUGGAAAACUUGAAAGGUAGGAAAGCGGGAAUGUGCCGGCUGGAGCGAAACAAGCCUUCAGUCGCACCGCGCACAUGCUGGCGUGCGGACAAAUUUAAAAGCCGGGUUUUGCGUAAGAUGGCGGGAACUUUACGAUAAAUUACUAACUUCUUACGUUGUACGCGUAUUUUUUCGGACAUUCCAAAUCGAGUACAGUUUUUAUGGCGUGUAUUUUAGUAUUAAAUAUAAGUAUUUAACUUGAUAAUAACUUUGUUAUGAAGUGAUUAAUAACCGAACAACACCUGUUUUGUAUCAAGUAAAUGCAAUGAAAUGGAACGUAUUAAUUUCCCAACGGUUCGGGAACCUAAAUUCAAUAAUAAUGGAGAGACAAGAAGCAAGACUCAAUCAUAAGAGUAUGAAAUUAUAGAGUAUUACCAAUGUCGGAACGGAAAGGGAAAAUGUCAUAGACAUGUACGGUCUUCUUAGCGUGGCUGCAACCUCGGCGUUGUUGCAGCUACUGUUAUCAAUUACAGCCGUGAGUGGCGUCAGCUGGGAGGAAUGGUGGACCUACGACGGCAUCUCAGGGCCAGCGUUCUGGGGUUUAAUCAACCCAGAAUGGUCUCUCUGCAACAAGGGCCGGCGUCAGUCGCCAGUCAACCUGGAGCCGGACAAACUGCUGUUUGACCCCAAUCUACGGUUCUUACACAUAGAUAAGCAUAGGAUAAAUGGACUGAUAAGCAACACGGGUCACUCCGUGAUAUUCACGGUGGAGAACGAGACUCGACACCACAUCAACAUCACCGGGGGCCCGCUCUCCUAUAAGUAUCAGUUUCAUGAAAUACAUAUACAUUACGGUCUUCAUGAUCAAUUUGGUUCAGAGCACGCCAUCAACGGAUAUUCGUUUCCUGCUGAGAUUCAAAUAUUUGGUUUCAAUUCGCAGCUUUAUUCAAAUUUCUCUGAAGCUCUGCACAAAGCUCAAGGAAUUGUUUCGAUCUCGCUUCUAUUACAGCUCGGAGAUUUAUCAAAUCCUGAAUUAAGGAUUUUGACUGAGGAACUAGAAAAUAUUAAAUAUGGGGGAGCGGAGAUGCCAAUAAACAAGCUGUCGGUGCGGGGCCUACUGCCCGACACCGACUACUACAUGACGUACGAUGGCUCCACGACGGCUCCGGCCUGUUUCGAGACCGUCACGUGGAUCAUUAUCAACAAGCCCAUCUACAUCACUAAGCAACAGUUACACGGGCUACGUCGGCUGAUGCAGGGCGACGCGCGCCACCCCAAGGCGCCGCUCGGCAACAACUUUAGACCCCCACAACCGCUCCAUCAUCGAGCGCUGCGUACUAAUAUCGACUUUGACCUGAGCAAGUAUCCCGGAAAAUCUUGCCCGAGUAUGCAUCGAGAUAUGCAUUAUAAAGCCAAAAGCUGGACUCAGUAUUGAAGACUUCUGCACAUAUGUUAUAACGACGAGCAGUAUGUCUAUGUUAAGCUAUGUAGAAAACAAUAUAAACCAAUUAACAUUUAUUUUGUAUAUACUCUUGUACAGACUUCUUAAAAAAAUCUUACUUCGCUUAAGUUAAAUUAACUGUCAAAAUGUAGAUUUGUUGACAUUGUAAUAUUAAUAGCUGAUCAUGUCAUAUCAAUACUUACAUAAUCAAAGUUCGCAUAUAGAUCCAUAUCCUUGUGUAGUUCGACUGGAAUUACCAUAAAAAUGUAAUAUAUAGUUACUAGUAAAUAAUUUUAAGUAAAUUAUAGUUUGGAACAUCGGCCUCUUAAAUAAAUUAAAUUCAUACUUUCGGAUAGAUUUGCCCUCAACAUCGGGUCUGUUAUUACGUAAUUUACAAAGUAGUGGAAAUAAUAGUAAUUAAGUAAUCAAUCAUGUAUGAACGGUUUUGUAUCCUUUACACAAGUACAUAAAUCAUACGAAUAAUUAUGUAAAAAAUAUUAUUAUUCAUUCAUUACCUAAUUAAAUAGAAGGUACUUAUUUAGGUAUCCUAACUUAAAUUUAUUUGCUUUAUUGAAGCUGUCCAAUUAAGAAUAUUGUGUUGAUUAUAGUAACUUUGUUAUUUUUAUAAAUACCUAACAAUUACCAGUUACUUACGUUAAACCCCAAACCAGGAAUGUAACAAACGUAUCUUGUUUUAAAUAAAAAUAUUUUGAUCGUGAAAUUUAAUUCAGGUAUGAUAAACCCAAUUGCAUUUUGCAUAAAUAUGUUCUAUUAAAAUAUUGAACUGAUGAUAGCAUAAUAAUAUAUAGUAUAAUAUAUAUAACUAUUAUUUUGCUUAAUACUAAUAUUGUUAUUAAUGAAAUUAUUUCUAACAUAACGUAUAUCGAGUUUUAGAUUUUAUAGUAAGUACAUAGCCGCUUUGUACUUAUAUUUAUUUGUUUCCUUAAUUUUACUAAGAAGCUGUUAUAAGUAAACUGUUCAAAUAACUGUAGGAUCUAAAAGUGUUUUAAAUUAAUGAAUGUUUUUUUGUCAAUUGCUGUAAGCCAUAUAGCUUUAAUAAAAUAAUAGUAUAGUUUAAUAAUUUAAUUAUAUAGCUGUACUAGUGGCAUUCUACGUAUACAUACACCUAUUAUACAAAUGUAUAUGUAUCUAUUGGCUUUGUUCUGAUUUUUAUUUAGAGAUAAUUAUAAUUGUUUUACUAAAUAAUAACCUUUUUUGU